AUGUCAGCUACUUUUGUACAACGCGGUCGUGUACCGCCAACACCAGCUCAAAUACAGAAGAUGCUUGAUGAGAAUAGUCAUCUGAUACAGACCAUCCAGGAGUAUCAGAAUAAAGGAAAACCUCAGGAAUGCUUACAAUAUCAACAGAUAUUACAUCGGAAUUUAGUUUAUCUCGCUUCUAUUGCUGACGCGAACCAAAAUGUCCAGGCACUGUUACCGCCGCCCCAGGGAAUUCCACCGAUGACAAAUGGCCCUCAACAUGGAAUGAUGGGUCCCCAAGGUCCUCCAAACGUCGCUCCGGGUACUCCAGGUCCUGGAGGUGAAAUGCCGCCGAAUCCACCUCAACCGAUGCCAAUGCAAGGCUUCAAUCAAGGACAGCCAAUGCCGCAGGGAGGCUACCGUGGUCCGAUGCCUGGACAAGGUCCCCCAAUGAACAGAGCAAACCCGGGACCUGGACCUCAACAAUACCGAGGUGGUCCCCAAGCUUAUCCUCAACAACCAGGUCAGCAAGGUUACCCUGCAGGUUACGGAGGACAGAAUCCUGGUGGAAAUUACCCUCAAGGUCCUCAAGGAGGUGCUUAUGGAGCCGGUCAGCCUAACCAGUACCCGCCUAAUGCGCCCCAGCAAGGGUACCCAGCGUCGUCGCAGCAGAAUUACGGUCCUCCAACUUCUGUUAACAGUUAUGGUGGCCAACCAGCUUAUCCUAACAAUGUUCCUCCACAGAAUUAUCCUCCUCCGCCUGCUACUUCCAAUAACGUUGCUCAACCUAGCCAAGGACCUCCACAGCAGAGCCAGGGUGGUCCACCUCAAAACUACGCGAGUCAGCCGAGUCCCGGUGGAGGACCUCCAGCUCCUUAUGGACCGUCUUCUACUUCUCCGCCGUUCAGUACCAGUAAUGUGAGUGGGGUUAAUACGUAUGCUCCGAGUAACCAGCCGACGAGUACACCUUCUGCUUCCACUCAAACUUAUCCACCGACUAGUGGACCUCCACCGGCUACUUCUCAAGCUGGUAGUUAUGUUCCUGGGCCUACUCCUUCUGGGUAUCCAGUUCAUCAACCUUCGCAUCAAGCCCAUGGUCCCCAUGGUCCUCAUCCUGGAUCUCAUCAAAUUCCGCAUCCACCUCCAUCUCAAGCACAACCUGGACCGCCUCCUCAGUCUCAGCCACCUGGACAGUCGCAGCAACCACCUCAACAACCUCCUCAGCAGCAACAGUCUCAGCAACAACCACCAGCUCAGUCACCCCAGCAGCAGCAACAACAACAAGGGCCUCCUCCUCAAGGCCCACCUCAGCAGCAGCAAUCUCAACAAGGAGCCCCACAAUCGCAGCAUCAACAAUCACCGAGUCCAGUUCCAAGUAAUUUCCCUCCAACUUCAGGUCCAAUUUCUCAAGGUCCACCGUCCGGACCCCCAGGUCCGCCGGGACCGCCCCAACAACCUCCUGGAGGAUACGGGCCUCCUCAAUCUCAUCCAGCGACGACGCAAACUUAUGUACCUCCGGGAUCUGGUCAACCACCUCAAGGCUAUCCUACUCACCCUCCGGGUCAAGGAGGUCAACCUCAUUACGGACACCCGCAGUAUCCUCCUCAAAACUACCCGCCUCAUCCGCCACCACCUUCUGGUCAAGGUUAUCCUCAGUACCCUCCUCGUGGUCCGCCUGGUGGUCACAUGCCACCGCCUCCUGGUCCUCAAGGUCCUCCGCCGCCGAAUCAGUAUGCUGGAUAUGGUUAUCAACAACCGCCACAAAUUUGUGCUAUUUAA
This is a messenger RNA of Cotesia congregata, 1758 nucleotides long. The record is from the annotation of a GenBank genome assembly. NCBI's taxonomy places the organism in Eukaryota, Metazoa, Arthropoda, Insecta, Hymenoptera, Braconidae.